Molecule: messenger RNA, 1817 nt
Organism: Stomoxys calcitrans (stable fly)
Lineage: Eukaryota; Metazoa; Arthropoda; Insecta; Diptera; Muscidae
Product: regulation of nuclear pre-mRNA domain-containing protein 1B
Exons: 4
Coding region: 221-1291 (356 amino acids)
Biological process (GO): mRNA 3'-end processing
Cellular component (GO): RNA polymerase II, holoenzyme
Molecular function (GO): RNA polymerase II complex binding
Source: RefSeq, a predicted model, not a curated record
AGCUGUUUGGACAACGGACGAGAGGAAAAAAUCCUGCAAAAUUUGGUGCUGGCUUGUGAAAUUCGUGAAAAUUUAUUUUAAAGCGGGCAAAAAGUAUUGCAGCGCAUAUAAAAUACUAUUUUUUCACAACGAAUAAGCCUUGGUAAGGCAUUGUGUUGUGUACUGGUGGGCCAUUUGCCACAAAUUGUGAGAAAAAAACAAAUAUUUUCAUAAGUGCGGCAUGUCGGCAUUUACUGAGACAGCCUUUCUGAAAAAAUUGGCAGAGCUGAAUUCAAGCCAACAAAGCAUUCAGACAUUAUCCUUGUGGCUAAUACAUCACCGCAAACACCAUGCGAGUAUUGUGAGAACCUGGCUGCGGGAACUCUUCAAUGCUCCAGAGCCCAAGAAAUUGACUUUCAUGUAUUUGGCCAAUGAUGUUAUACAAAACAGCAAAAAGAAGGGACCCGAAUAUGGCAAGGAGUACAUGAAUGCCUUACCCAAAGCCUUUGCGCACAUAGGCGAGACUUGCAAGGCGGAAAAGCUCUUUGGUAGUUUGGGUCGCAUUCUCAACAUCUGGGAAGAGAGGGGUGUAUACGAACCCAAAGUCAUAGAAGACUAUCGAACAAGAUUGAAUAAUAAGAGAGCAGAAGCUGAUCACAAAAACGCAUCCACAACGCCGCCUCUAAACGAUGUGGAUGAGAGACGAGAAUCUAAGAGAAAACAUGAGGAUGGCAAACACCGAUCAAAGAAAUCUCGCACCUCACCCACACACCAUGAGGAAAAGCAUGCCUCCAAUGUUCUCGAACACAAUGGUGAUGGUGAUGAGAGCCCCUAUGUGCCACAGGGUGAGGCACCAGAACCCGAAGAUCUCAUUAAGGCUUUGAUAAGCAUUGAAAAUUCAGCCUCAAGCGAUGCUGUGGUGCGUGAACGUAUCGCCAAUCUACCACCAGAAAUUUCCGAAGUCAGUUGUCUCUCAAAGUUGGAGGACAAGGAAGAUGCUCAAAAUUUGGCUAAACAGGUAAAUGAGGCUGUAGAGCUUUUAAAUGACUACAAUGCUCGCCUUGCCGCAGAAAUGGAGGAACGUACCAAAUUGACAGUCAUGUUGCGCGAUUUUCAGGCGGAACAAAAGGAAUUGUUGGCCCAAGCUGAAAAGCGUUUAGAAGAAUUUAAAAAGAAAAGGGAUAAAAUAUUGGCCGUACAACGGGAGAUACGUGACCAUCUUUCCAAUUUGCCAGAUUUAACACAAUUACCUGAUGUUACUGGCGGAUUGGCUCCCUUGCCCUCAGCCGGGGAUUUGUUUAAUAUUCAUUGAACAUGCAGCACUGGCAUCAGCCACACACAUGCUGGCAUCAGCCACACACAUGCAAGCAUACAUAUAUGUAUGUACAGUUAUGCCCUCUACAUAUAUAUGCAUGCAAUUAUGUUAUAAUUAUUAGUCAACCAAACAUUUGUCGGCAAAAAAAAAAAAACGAAUUCUAUGAAUUGUUUAAUGGAAAAGUAAAAUUAGAACGCAGCAAAACAGGACGACAACAACAUUAAGAUGAGGACAAAAAACCAACAACAACAAUAACAAAAUAUAGUUUUAAGAUAAAUAUUUUUUGGACACAACAAAAAAAAAAAAACAACAACAAAAUUGUUAAACAAGAAUAAGUCACAGUAAAAACACAACACACCAACACAGAACACAGGCUUAGUGUGCAACACACUGAUGCUACAACAUCAACAACAGAACAUGGUAUUAAACCAAAACAACUGGUAAUUAUAGAACUCCUCUUUUUAAAACUACUAUCAUAUAUGUUUUAUAUUAGUUUUAUGUACAUUUAAUGAGAAGCCAUCCA